AUGGAGGCAAGGACAGCGGCAGUAUCUGCUCCAGCAGACUCUUCGUCCCCUGCUGCAAAGGACAACGGCUCGGGCGCGGGUGCAGCUGCCAACGUGGAAGCAAACGGCAAGACGGUCAAGUUCGACGGCGUCAACGGAUCAGCCCAAAGCAGCUCCAAAUUGCAAUCUUCUUGUCGCUUUGCACGAAUGAAUGGCAUCACCAACGGCAACGGCAAUGGUGAAGCUAAUUGCAGCUCUUCUUUGGCCAGCAAGACCUUCUUCCCACUCUUCCCUGGUGUUGCUUCUGCGCUCGACGAGAGUCCCUGGGCAUCCGGCUACAACACACCCACCCUGGGCGCCGCCAUUCACAACGCCGUAGAGCGCACUGAAGAUGCUCUCCAAAAGCUCGUUGAGCAGCGCAAGGGUGGCCUCCUUGAACGCGUAGCCCAGAGCACCAUCAAGGCUGCUAACCAGAUCGAGCGUCUCAUCCAAUGGGAGAUCUACAGCCGAGUCAACGCCAUUGCCGGUCUCGACAACAUGUGGUUGCUCAUGGACGGCAUCAGCGCUUUCAAUCCCGUCUGCACUGCCACUUAUACUUUUAAGGAGCCUGCCAAGCUGCAGGACCUCAAAGACUCGAUGAUGCGUCAGAUUGGUCACUUCCCCAAAUACACCCAAAAGCUCGCCGACGUUGGCCGCUUUUUCCACGGUAGCAUCUUUAUCGACGACGCCAACUUUGACAUUGACCAUCACCUGCGCUCACACACUUUGCCGGGCAAGGCUGGCAAGCGAGAGCUGGAGAGCUUCGCUUCCGACUUUAUCGCUCAGCGCUGGGACUUUUCUCGUCCGCUCUGGGAGAUGGCUGUUCUCGAGAACUUUGUCGAUGAAGAGAGCGGUGCUAAGGGUGCCUGUGUCAUUCGCGGCCAUCACACGUUGGCCGAUGGUCAAGGUUUCAUCAUGAGCCAGCUCUUCGUCACCUCGCUUGGCCCUAAGCUGGAAAGCAUGAUGUCAGAGGGCGCACAGCUGCUCAGCGAUGCUAAGCAGGGCAAAGCUCUUCCCUCGCGCAUGAACAAGAAGCUCGCUAGCCUCGACCGCUUCCAUGGCACUAUUGCAUUGCAGCUUGUCAUGAUGGCGCUCUACUGGAUGGCUUGGUACCUCUCGCUUCUCAUCGAUAUUGCAGGCUGCUUUACACUUGCUAUCUCGACAAGUUACUUGUUCCUUGCGACGUUUUGGCGUCAACACUACGUCACCGCAAGCUACCGUGGUCCAAGAAAGUACGAAAAAGAGUUCUCGGUCUCCAAGUCGUUCUCACUUUUGGAUGUCAAGCUGGUCUCCAAGGCCUUCUCCGGUGUCCAACCGGGUACUCUGCUUGAUAAGGUGCAAGGUGGAAAGCGAUCCUCUCGUCCUCUCAUUGGAACGCAUCUUACGGUCAAUGACAUUAUUUGCACUGUCAUUGCCGAUGUCAUCAACGAUGAGCUCGAGCGUCAAGUAGCUCAGCCUGGUUUCUUGAACCAGAUUCGUCGCAUCUCGCACAAGAUCCUCCCUUCGCCCAUUGGUAUUAUGGUGCCCAUCUCGAUUCGACAACCUGGUGACUGGUCGCUGCGUAACCUUUCUACCGGUGGUAUCGCUUAUCUGCCUACCACCAAAGGCCUACCAACCGACCUUCCUAUCCUCCACCGUCGACUGCACACCACGCACAAACGUCUCAGCAUCUUCAAGAACUCGCUUCUGCCCAAAAUCUUGUUCCAACUGAUCCAACUCACCGGUCAAUUCCCAGUCCUCUUCCCAAUCCCCUUGGGUUUACUCCCGAAAACGUCGUUCAACGUCCUCCGUUGGCCCACCGUAUGGCUCACCGAGCGCAUCCUUACUUGCUUCACUGCUGUUGUCACAAAUGUUCCUUGCCCAUCCAAGCAGCGCAUUCAGCUUGCAGGCCAAGAGGUUGUCAGAUGGACAGCUCUUCCUCCACAAGCCGGAAAGGGAACUCUCGGUAUUGGCAUUUGCUCCUAUGGCGGUGAUUUCAGUAUCUCCAUCUCAGCAGAUCGGGUCGAGGGCAGUCAAGGAGUAGCAGCAAGAUUGACUGACAAGUUCGAGAAGAGGUGGCGAGAGUAUGUCAAUGUCAGUCGUGAAUUGAUCAACAAGUCCGGUUCAGAGAGUAAAGAAGCCAACAAGUCGAGGUCUAACACUUAG
Ustilago hordei is the source of this 2163-nucleotide messenger RNA. RefSeq lists its product as uncharacterized. The record is from RefSeq and is a predicted model, not a curated record. The transcript has a single exon. Gene Ontology annotation, cellular component: plasma membrane. Gene Ontology annotation, molecular function: long-chain-alcohol O-fatty-acyltransferase activity; diacylglycerol O-acyltransferase activity. The coding region runs from base 1 to 2163 and encodes 720 amino acids. Gene Ontology annotation, biological process: triglyceride biosynthetic process. Lineage: Eukaryota; Fungi; Basidiomycota; Ustilaginomycetes; Ustilaginales; Ustilaginaceae.